CUUUGUCGCGGGUAAGUUAUACACGUCGAUCUACACAAUUUAGUCACUGUUUGCGCAGCCCAUGAAUCUUCCUCGGGCAAGGACAUGGGAGUACUCACCGCAUCAGGGAUCUUCAUCUGGAUGCCCGGCUUCAAACGACUUAUCCAUCGCGAGGCCGCUCUCAACGACACAGCAACCCUCCUCAACCUCAAUCACUCCCUCGACAACGUCCGAGACAUCUCCGUCUAUCUAGCCCUCGGAGAAUCAAAUGAAAAAGCCGCAAUUGCGACCCGUAAAGGUCUAUUUAUCGUGUCCCUAGACCCCGAUAUCAGCAACCUCACUGCGGAGGCCCCGGCUCGCCCUGGCCUAUCUGUCUGCCGCGUCGCGAAAUACGACCACAGCCGACACCUAUCUUUCAUCUCAUGUCUGCAGAUGACGCACACUGGGCUCUUUUUCAACUAGUACCCAUCUUCGGAGCAAAACAGGCCUUCUCAGCCUGCACGGCGCAUGGUGAUGAUCCCUGGAAGGCAGAGACACUUUGCCCGGCCUGGAGCCUAUUGAGUCUAGUGAUGAUGAUGAGCCGGGUGAAGGUGCAGUUUUGAUCCGCUUUCUCCCACUAACGCAGAGCAAGCUGGCCUACCCUUAC
This is a messenger RNA of Suillus clintonianus, 625 nucleotides long. RefSeq lists its product as uncharacterized. The coding region runs from base 85 to 441 and encodes 118 amino acids. Lineage: Eukaryota; Fungi; Basidiomycota; Agaricomycetes; Boletales; Suillaceae. The record is from RefSeq and is a predicted model, not a curated record. The transcript is spliced from 2 exons.